Cyprinodon variegatus (sheepshead minnow) is the source of this 1168-nucleotide messenger RNA. It is a transcript of the gene selenok, whose product is annotated as selenoprotein K. Gene Ontology annotation, biological process: calcium ion transport; endoplasmic reticulum calcium ion homeostasis. The transcript is spliced from 5 exons. The record is from RefSeq and is a predicted model, not a curated record. Gene Ontology annotation, cellular component: endoplasmic reticulum membrane; Golgi apparatus. Lineage: Eukaryota; Metazoa; Chordata; Actinopteri; Cyprinodontiformes; Cyprinodontidae.
UGGCGGUAAUGCUCCUUAUAAUUGUUUGCCAACCGCAAAUAAAUCCUACAACAAGAAGAAGACGAACCCGGAAGCAUAGCGCUGAGCGUAAACACAGCUGUGUUUUGCCUACCAGAGAUGGUGUACGUGUCCAACGGCCAGGUCCUGGACAGCAGGUCCCAGUCCCCCUGGAGCCUGUCCUUACUGACUGAUCUCUUCUGGGGGGCAGUGGAGUUCAUCAGCCUCUUUUUUAGGACGAUAAUCCACCCUGAUUUAUCAAGAAAUGGAAACGUGGCUUCAUCACGCUUCAGUGAUGGCAGAGGACCUCCAGGUCCCCCUGGUGGCAGAAGGCGGAUGGGACGAAUAACUCAUGGAGCAGGUCCCAACCCACCACCAAUGGGUGGAGGAGGAUGAGGAAGGUAAACGCCUACACUUACAGUGUGGGCGUGGGGCCGUGCACAGCGUCUGUCCUUAGCAUCGCCGUGCUGCAGCCCUUCUUCAUCAGCUGCCACUGCUGCUAGCAGUUUCUUGAUGCCUUUCUGGGAAUACCUAUGCUUAGGGGCCAGAAUGGUUGAUAUAGCAGCUGUCUGCAUCCCUCAGUCCUGUUGUUGUUUUUCUUCCCCUCUCCUUCUAUCCUUCUAUCCUUCUAGUUUACAUCCAUGUCUUAGACAUAUCAGGCAAAAGCAUCUAGGUUAUUGUCAUCCCUUGGGAUCAUCACAAAGUUUCUCUUUUUUAAAUAUCUGUUUAAAUAAAUGAUCUAUACUAAACUUGGCUUAUUUCCAUGUUGCUGUACAUAAACAUUAGAACAUGUUUAAAUCAGGAACAGUUGUUCUCAUUCUUUAUCACAUUACACAACACUACAUCUAAAUUUUCUAGAAGAAACAGUUUCUGUAUUUAGUUAUGUAGACACACAAACAGUAAAAAAAAUAAGAUCAGGCAAAAGGGACAAUUUCAGUUUAACCUAAAUGUAUUAAUUGAUUUAAAAAGUAAAGGUUAACUUCUUCCAAAUGUUGUCAUAGUUCUUGUCAAAUGAGUCUAGGUUUAUUUACACCUCCAAAGCUGCAUGGAUAUGGGGAAAUUCAGGGCUCUUAACAGAAUAUAAGCAAGUAAGUUGGUGACAAAUAUGACCUCUGUAGUUAUAAACAAACGUUUCAUGUCAGAAUACAGCUUUACAUUCAGAAAAAAAUGU